AUGGACGACGAGGACUAUGACAUGGGGGAAGACACCAUCGUUACUUCGACGGAGCCUAAUGGUGAUCAUGUACCAGAUACCGUAGACCCGUCCGAGCUUUUUCACAACAUCAGAGGACCGCAAUUGUCCAAGAGAGAGCAAUUGCCCUUUCACAGUCCGUCAAAGAAUACCUCAUUCCUGCAACCUAGCACCAUACAAAGCCAGCCCGGGUCGCAUCAAACAACGAAGUCACCGAGUGGUUGGUCAGAUAAAAUGAGCAUGUCGCGUCCCACUCCUGUUCGGCGCUCAAGUCCACAGGUUCGCAUACCCCCAAAACCAAGAUCGUCGCUUCUUCCGUACGCGACCAAGAAAACUGGCCUGGUUUAUGAUUCUCGUAUGCGCUUCCACGCAGAGCUCCCUGAUAUGAAUCUAAUCGAUGAUAUCCAUCCCGAGGAUCCGCGUCGCAUUCACUCCAUCUAUGAAGAGCUCAGGGAAGCUGGUCUUGUGGAAACUGGCGAUAUGGAUGGAGAUCAAGAAGACAAGUGCUGGAGGAUCAUGACGCGCUUUGCUACGAGACCAGAGAUUCUCCUUAUACAUACGGCAGAGCAUUACGCAUUCGUGGAGUCAUUGCAGAACAUGACUGAAGAAGAUUUGAAGCUUCAGGCUGACAGUCGUGACUCGAUCUACUUCAACCAUGCGACUUAUGACUGCGCCAAGCUCGCGGCUGGUGGUGCUAUCGAGGCCUGCAAAGCGGUCGUGCAAGGAACUGUGCGCAAUGCAAUCGCCAUUAUUCGUCCUCCCGGACAUCAUGCGGAGACCAAUCAGCCUUCUGGAUUCUGCAUUUUCAACAACGUCCCCAUAGCCACUCGCGUGUGUCAAAAUGAUUACCCAGAGACCUGCCGUAAGGUCUUGAUCCUGGACUGGGAUGUACAUCACGGUAAUGGCAUUCAGCACGCCUUUUACGACGAUCCGAACGUACUCUACAUAUCUCUGCAUGUCUACAAAGACGGAAACUUCUAUCCCAACCUGAAGGAUGGCAAUCUCGACUAUUGUGGUGAAGGUCUUGGUGAAGGAAAGAACGUGAACAUUCCGUGGGCUGAACACGGCAUGGGCGACUCAGAAUAUCUCUAUGCUUUUCAAGAAAUCGUCAUGCCCAUUGCUACUGAGUUCGAUCCAGAUCUUGUUAUAGUCUCGGCUGGUUUCGAUGCAGCCGAAGGGGAUCUACUGGGCGGUUGUUUCGUCACUCCCGCGUGUUACGGUCACAUGACGCACAUGCUUAUGCGACUCGCAAAAGGGAAGAUCGUAGUGUGCCUUGAAGGCGGUUACAAUCUGAGAUCAAUAGCGCGCUCAGCGCUAGCAGUAACGAGAGUACUCAUGUUGGAGCCUCCAGAUCGAUUGAACGAUGACCUCCCAGCUCCGAAGGAUAGUGCAGUCUACGUUGUCGAGAACGUGAAACGCCAGCACUCCAAGUACUGGAAAUCGCUCUACCCCAAACAUCUGGACAAAACCGACCCCGGCUACAAAGACACAUUUCGAUUGCACGAGGUCAUCCGCGAAUGGCAGAGCCAACGACUGUCUUCAGAGCACUCGAUGGUUCCCCUUCCUCCACUUCAAAUCAACAAAUCAGGGUUGGCGCAGACUUUCGAGCACAAUGUUAUCGCUACACCAAACUUCAUGGAGCGACAUCCUCUCCUCGUGAUCUUCCACGACCCACCGGGCUUUCACGACCAUUCCGAUCCGGUAACUGGCAAGAGAGAGUUACACAACACAUGGCUCACUGAUGUCACGAAGAGGUAUAUUGACUGGGCCAUCAACAAUGACUUCCAGGUCAUUGAUGUCAACAUUCCGAAAGUCGUUACAGUAGAAGACUCAAUCAUCGGCUACAUGAGAUCCGAGGAUUCCGCAGUUCGAGCACAACAAACACGCGAGCUCGCAGCGUAUCUGUGGGAGAACUACAUUGAACCAAACGACGCGACCCAAGUGUUUUUCAUGGGUAUCGGCGAUGCAUAUCUUGGACUCGUCGAUCUACUCAGUCACAAUGAAAACUGCACCGAACCUGAUAGUCCGGUCGAAUGCUUGAUUGGAUUUGUGGGAGAAACAACCAUUCAGUCGAUAAAACGAGCGACAGAUGACACGAUAUCAAGUUGGUACUACUCACACUCCAUGAUCUUUGUGAAGAACAGUCACUUCGUUUGGAAUCCAAGUCGUCAACGCAAGAUGCGCAAGAAGCUUGGCAAUCUUAUCCAAUCACCCAAGGAUGGUCUAGACGACAUGCUUGAGCAGCACUUGGAGGAGGUGCAAACUCUGCUUCUGGAAAAGAAGAGCGAGUUCGAAGAGAUGAAUGACUUGUCCAGCCGUACUGAUGAAGGACCGCAGAACAUGGCUGCCGGACUGCGAAGCCCACCCUUUCCAAGUGCGUCACAAACACCCAAACGUUUCGACCCUGCGACGAGACAAGAAGGUGCCGCGAAUCUACUCAAGAGCCCUAAGAUGCCACAGAUGGGAUUGUUCAGCGCGAAGAGUCCGGGUUCAAGGAGUCCCAUGAAAAGGCCGCCUCCAUGA
This is a messenger RNA of Alternaria atra, 2541 nucleotides long. RefSeq lists its product as uncharacterized. Gene Ontology annotation, cellular component: histone deacetylase complex. NCBI's taxonomy places the organism in Eukaryota, Fungi, Ascomycota, Dothideomycetes, Pleosporales, Pleosporaceae. Gene Ontology annotation, biological process: chromatin organization. Gene Ontology annotation, molecular function: histone deacetylase activity. The transcript has 8 exons. The record is from RefSeq and is a predicted model, not a curated record. Bases 1 to 2541 code for a protein of 846 amino acids.